Ooceraea biroi (clonal raider ant) is the source of this 749-nucleotide messenger RNA. Its product is annotated as THAP domain-containing protein 4. The record is from RefSeq and is a predicted model, not a curated record. Lineage: Eukaryota; Metazoa; Arthropoda; Insecta; Hymenoptera; Formicidae.
AUUGGAUACAAGUAUGAUCCUGUAUCGAUAUUAUUGUACGGUUUACGUAGUUUUAAAGGUUUUCUAUCUGUUUCACAAUGGUGCGAUGUUGUUUUGGUAAUAGUAUUUUAACAAAAGGAUGUGAACGGACAUUUCACAGGUUUCUUUUAUCAGAUAAAUUUAUGUUAGAGCAGUGGCUCAAGCAAAUACCAAUGAAGCAUUGGACACCAAAUAAGGAUAGCCUCCUAUGUUCAGAUCAUUUUACAGAAAAUUGUUUUAACAAAUCUGCAUUUCAAGUACGCUUAAAAUCUGAUAGUGUCCCAACACGUUUUGGAGAUCCACAAACAGCUUGUAUAAUCUGCAAGUGGAAACGUUCACAUGAAUCGAUGCACUCAUUUUUCAAGUUUCCUUUAGAUAAACCUGUACUUCUCAAUAGAUGGCUGGAAAAUAUGAAUUUGUUAAAUUGGACACCUACUCAGUCACUGUGAUCCAUCACCCUCUGAGGAAUGCACGAUUCGUGUUGCACAAGGCAAUGAAAUUACCUUAUAUCAUUAAAUCAAUCAAUAUUUUUGUAUUAUAUUUUUGCAUUUGUAUAGAUACAUUUGUUUGUAACUAUGGCUAUACUUAAUUUAAUUAAGGCCUGGUUGUACAAAAGGGUUUUAAUAUCUCUACAUUACUUUUUUAAUAUUAUAAAGAUUAUUGCUAGCCUUUUCAAUUGUAUUUCAAACGUUUCUUUUGGUAAUACAAUAAAUCUUUAUGAUAUUAAUAAA